Molecule: messenger RNA, 9141 nt
Organism: Peromyscus eremicus (cactus mouse)
Lineage: Eukaryota; Metazoa; Chordata; Mammalia; Rodentia; Cricetidae
Gene: Ptpn14
Product: protein tyrosine phosphatase non-receptor type 14
Exons: 19
Coding region: 487-4044 (1185 amino acids)
Biological process (GO): protein dephosphorylation; lymphangiogenesis
Cellular component (GO): cytoskeleton
Molecular function (GO): protein tyrosine phosphatase activity
Source: RefSeq, a predicted model, not a curated record
UUCUGCACAACUUCUCCCCGCUGCCCAGCGCCGCGGCCGCGGGUCCGGGCCAAGCUCGCUGCGCUCUGCGGCUCAGCCGUCUCGUCCCCAGAGCUGGUCCUCGUGGAGCAUCUGGCGCCACUUGGCCGCUGGCGGUCCCUUUCGGCGCCCCACCUCUCGGUUCGCUCCGGCCCCUUCGCGCGGGACGGCAGUGCUCAGGUUCUUGGCCCUUUCUCCUCCCCGGUGCUCCUGGAGCGGCGGAACCCUCCCCGUGCCCUUCCUUGGCCAGCUCCUGGAAGCCAGUGGUGGGGACCCAGGCUCCCCAAUGGUCACCGCGCGGCACCCAGGGCACUCCCGGGCCAUGUAAGCAGCUGUCCUGCGGAGGGCCUGGUGGGCAUGGACACCUUUUCCCUACCUUAGUGUGACCAUUCCAACACAAAACCGCUAAGGCCAUCUAAGGGGCGCCUGUGCCAGGAGAGGAGGGCGGCGUGCCCCGGCCGCAGAGCCAUGCCUUUCGGCCUGAAGCUUCGCAGGACUCGGCGCUACAAUGUCCUGAGCAAGAACUGUUUUGUGACCCGGAUCCGCCUGCUGGACAGCAAUGUCAUCGAGUGCACCCUGUCGGUGGAAAGCACAGGGCAAGAGUGCCUUGAGGCGGUGGCCCAGAGGCUGGAGCUGCGGGAGACGCACUACUUCGGCCUGUGGUUUCUCAGCAAGAGCCAGCAGGCGAGAUGGGUGGAGCUGGAGAAGCCACUGAAGAAACACCUGGACAAGUUUGCUAAUGAGCCUCUGCUUUUCUUUGGAGUCAUGUUCUAUGUGCCAAAUGUGUCAUGGCUUCAGCAGGAAGCCACGAGAUAUCAGUAUUACCUGCAAGUCAAAAAGGAUGUGCUUGAAGGGCGGUUACGGUGCACACUGGAGCAAGUCAUCCGGCUAGCCGGCUUAGCCGUGCAAGCCGAUUUUGGAGACUAUCACCAAUUUGAUUCCCAAGAAUUUCUCCGAGAAUAUGUCCUGUUUCCUAUGGACUUGGCCCUGGAGGAAGCUGUUCUGGAGGAGCUGACCCAGAAGGUGGCCCAGGAGCACAAGGCCCACAGUGGGAUCCUGCCUGCAGAAGCGGAGCUGAUGUACAUCAAUGAAGUAGAGCAUUUGGAUGGAUUUGGACAGGAGACCUUCCCGGUGAAGGACAACCAUGGCAACAGCAUGCACCUUGGCAUUUUCUUUAUGGGGAUUUUUGUGAGGAACAGAAUUGGAAGACAGGCAGUCAUAUACAGGUGGAAUGACAUUGGGAGUGUCACCCACAGCAAAUCAGCCAUCCUGCUGGAGCUGAUUGACAAGGAGGAGACAGCACUCUUCCACACAGAUGAUAUUGAAAAUGCCAAAUAUAUUUCUCGGUUAUUUACAACACGGCACAAAUUUUACAAACAGAACAAGAUCUGCACUGAACAGUCAAAUUCUCCACCCCCAAUCAGACGCCAGCCCACCUGGAGCCGGUCCUCACUGCCAAGGCAGCAGCCGUACAUCCUGCCUCCCAUGCAUGUGCAAUGCAGUGAGCACUACUCGGAGACCCACACUUCCCAAGACAGCAUUUUCCCUGGGAACGAAGAAACCUUGUAUUGCAAUUCUCACAACAGCCUGGACUUAAAUUACUUAAAUGGUACAGUCACCAACGGCAGCGUGUGUAGUGUCCAUAGUGUCAACUCCCUCAACUGCUCCCAAAGCUUCAUCCAGGCUUCUCCAGUGUCCUCCAACCUCAGCAUCCCCGGAAGUGACAUCAUGAGGGCUGACUACAUCCCCAGUCACCGUCACAGCACCAUCAUCGUGCCGUCUUACAGGCCAACCCCUGAUUACGAGACAGUCAUGAGGCAGAUGAAGAGGGGACUGAUACAUGCAGACAGCCAGAGCCGGUCUCUCCGUAACCUCAACAUUAUCAACACCCACGCCUACAACCAGCCUGAGGAACUGGUGUACAGCCAGCCGGAAAUGCGGGAGAGGCACCCCUACACAGUCCCAUAUGCGCUCCAGGGGGGCUAUGGUCACAAACUUGUUAGUCCAUCUGACCAGAGGAACCCCAAGAAUAGUGCAGGGCCUUGCAAGCCAGGGGCCAGCUCCAUCUCGCACACAGUGAGCACUCCAGAACUGGCCAACAUGCAGCUUCAAGGAACACAAAGCUACAGCACAGCCCCCAUGCUCAAGAACUAUCUCUGCAGGCCACCACCCCCUUACCCUCGGCCUCGGCCUGCCACCAGCACCCCAGACCUCGCCAGCCACCGCCACAAGUAUGUCAGUGGCAGCAGCCCUGAUCUGGUAACGCGGAAGGUCCAGCUCUCUGUCAAGACCUUCCAGGAGGACAGCUCUCCUGUGGUCCAUCAGUCUCUGCAGGAGGUGAGCGAACCCCUUACAGCCACCAAGCACCAUGGCACGGUGAAUAAGCGCCACAGCCUGGAGGUGAUGAACAGUAUGGUUCGAGGCAUGGAGGCCAUGACCCUGAAGUCACUCAAUAUCCCCAUGGCUCGUCGUAACACACUCCGGGAGCAGGGCCCUUCCGAGGAGGCAGGUGGCCAUGAAGUGCAUGGGCUUCCCCAGUAUCACCAUAAGAAGACCUUCUCAGAUGCUACCAUGCUAAUCCACAGCAGUGAGAGUGAGGAAGAGGAGGAGGCCCCCGAGGCGGUGCCUCAGAUCCCCACGCUUCGGGAGAAGGUGGAAUACAGUGCCCAGCUGCAGGCUGCCCUGGCUCGAAUUCCCAACAGGCCCCCGCCUGAGUACCCAGGGCCAAGAAAAAGUGUCAGUAACGGGGCACUGAGGCAGGAACAGGGGACCCUUCUUCCUGCCAUGGCCAGAGCCAGAGUGCUGAGACACGGGCCAUCCAAGGCCCUCAGUGUCUCCAGGGCCGAGCAGCUGGCCGUCAAUGGGGCCUCACUGGGUCCCUCCAUCUCUGAGCCUGACCUCACCAGCGUGAAGGAGAGGGUCAAGAAGGAACCCGUGAAGGAGAGGCCCGUGUCAGAGAUGUUCUCCCUGGAGGACAGCAUUAUAGAGAGAGAGAUGAUGACUAGGAAUCUAGAGAAGCAGAAGAUGGCAGGCCUGGACCCACAGAAGAGGCCGCUGAUGCUGGCAGCGUUGAACGGGCUCUCGGUGGCCCGCGUCUCGGGGCGGGAGGACAGCCGACAUGAUGCCACCCGAGUUCCCAUAGACGAGCGGCUCAGAGCCCUGAAGAAGAAGCUGGAAGAGGGAAUGGUGUUCACAGAGUAUGAGCAGAUCCCACACAAAAAGGCCAACGGCAUCUUCAGUACCGCCACUCUGCCGGAAAACGCUGAGCGGAGCCGGAUUCGAGAAGUCGUCCCUUACGAGGAGAAUCGGGUGGAGCUCAUCCCCACCAAGGAGAACAACACAGGCUACAUCAACGCCUCCCACAUCAAGGUGGUGGUUGGCGGGGCAGAAUGGCACUACAUCGCCACUCAGGGACCCUUGCCACAUACCUGCCAUGACUUCUGGCAGAUGGUGUGGGAGCAGGGGGUGAACGUGAUCGCCAUGGUCACCGCAGAGGAGGAGGGUGGACGGACCAAAAGCCACCGAUACUGGCCCAAACUGGGGUCCAAGCACAGCUCUGCCACCUAUGGCAAGUUCAAGGUCACCACAAAGUUCCGAACAGACUCCGGUUGCUAUGCAACCACAGGAUUAAAGGUCAAGCACCUGCUGUCCGGCCAGGAGAGGACGGUGUGGCACUUGCAGUACACUGACUGGCCCCACCACGGCUGCCCGGAAGACGUCCAAGGAUUUCUGUCCUACUUGGAGGAAAUCCAGUCGGUCAGGCGUCACACCAACAGUGUCCUGGAAGGCAUCAAGACCCGGCACCCGCCCAUUGUGGUCCACUGCAGCGCCGGGGUGGGAAGGACCGGCGUCGUCAUCCUGUCUGAGCUCAUGAUCUAUUGCCUGGAGCAUAACGAAAAGGUGGAAGUGCCCACGAUGCUGAGGUUUCUCAGGGAGCAGAGGAUGUUCAUGAUCCAGACCAUUGCGCAGUACAAAUUCGUCUACCAAGUCCUCGUCCAGUUCCUACAGAGUUCCAGGCUCAUCUGAUUUCCCGGAUGCAGCUUCUGGAGGAGGGGCCCAGCUCCGUCCUGCAGGGGGCGCCACUUCCAGACAACAUCUGCCUCCCCAGUUGGAGACGGAUGGCUGGCAGCAGGCAAGAGCCAGAGUUACUUACAAACAUCAUGUAUUAUUUUAUAUGAGAUAAUUUAUUUUUCCGUCUUUGGAAUAAGUUUUGUGAGUUAUUAUAAUGCAUUUUUUUUCCCACGAUAAUAUAGUGCUUCUUAUUUGAACCCCAUGUCGACUGAUCUGCACGUAAGCCUCCUCCGGGAGGGAAGGUGGUGGCCCCAUGGGACACUGUAGGCACAGAGGCAUAAGGGAACACAUCUCUAGUGAAGCUGCAGACAAAUUGGUAAUGCCCCCAGUCAAAAGUGGCAAGAGGAAGAAUUCAGCCUCACCUGGAAGGAAGAGAGCCAAGGGAGGUCCUUGCAAGUGUUCCCUUAAACACUGGAUCUGUGCAUCUCACUGGAUAGCUGCUUUCCUCUCCUUUACCGCCCCCUUCCUCCGCGGUCUCUCUCCCUAAGCCUGGGGUGAAAGCUGGGAUCCUCUGGAGAGCACAGUGCCGUCUUUGGUAAGCCAGGAGUGCUGCUGUCACUGCUGCUUACCCCUUGUUCUGGUCCAGAAGUCGGAUGCGGUGAUGGGAUGUGCUACUUUGCCUUCCGUGCUCCCAACACCUCAUCUGGUGGGCCUGAGCCAGGCCAUCUGCACAGCUCAGCCCCUUGCCUAGUUGAGAGAAGAUAGUAGACCAGGGUGGGAAUGGCAUUAGGUGGGGCCUUGGUGUAGAUACUUAAUUAAAUAAUGUUGAGUGUAGCAGAUGAGGACAUAGAAGAUGAGGUUUGGGUACAUUCCAUUUUCCUAUCCAUUGCUAAGUUGUUAGAAGGGUCAUAAGGGAAAUGGUUAAGGAAACUGGGAGCUACCUGGCACUUUGCAGCAGGGCCCUGGCUGGGAGGCGCACACCUGGCCAGGAGGCACACACCCAUGCACAACUCCCUGUGUGCUGAUGGAUUCUAGGCUUUGGCUAGCAAGGACUGAGUUGAUUCUCACUUAGGGCUUCUUCGUUGCUGUCUUGGGGCGGGGUCCCAGGCUGACCUUGGACUUAGUGUAUAGCAAGAGGGUGGCUCCCAAUCUCUUGUCUGUACCUCCCAACUGCUGGAAUUUCAAGUGUAUACGGCCACACACAGGCCAUACUUGCCCCUCAUGAUGAAUGCUGAGACUAUCUUUGCAAAGCCUCUACUGCCUACCUUUCCUUGUAUAACCCACUCUCUGUCAGUGACGGUAUUAACCACCCUCAAGUUGAAGCCCAGUUUCCUUCCAGGUCUGCUUUUUCCUAAGUAUAAUUUUCUAAUUGUUUGUGAAACUGACCAUGUCAUGUCUUCCAACACAGUGAUAGUUUCUUUUCUUUUCUUUUUCCUGAGCUGAAAAGACCAACCAGAAAGAGUGUGCCUUUGUAGCCUCUGUCUCCACACACUAGUAGAUGCUGAUGACAGCAGAUUUCCCAUGAGCUUCUCUGGAAGACAAGCCAAGCUGUCUUCCUCUGGGCCAGGGUGGUGCUGAUGCUGACAUCCAUACAGCAUCUGUGGGUUCAGGUUCUGGAGGUGGGGCGCUUCCACCCUCCCUUCCACAGUGCAGAGUGGAUCAAGGGGCAUACGUGAGUGUGACCCUUGUAGACGCGGCACACUGGUAUAGAUUCUGACAUAGGUAUUUUGGGGGAAAUGGAAAAGCCCAUUGGGGGGGGAUUAGUUACCCUCCUCUGAAAAUGUUUCUUCCCCUUUCAGGUGUCCUAACAGUCGUUCCCACUUACAGUUUCAUUAUGUGAUGAAGAAUGUAGAUACUCUCGUCUCUAAGCCUUGGUGUGUUAGAGUGUCUCACAUGAGCAGCGAGGAGACAUGAUGCCCUUUUGAACUCAUCACUCAGGGGCUGUUUCUAGCUUAUGCUAACAGAACAAGAUACAGGGAAGACACAGGUUUAAUAUCCAGCUUCCUAGCCAACACAUGAUGAAACCCAAAUGCAAACAUUUAAGUGUCCUGCGUAUUUAUUUCCUCCUUAACACUGUUGCUUCUGGUUCUUCAACACAUUCCGAAUUCCCUUUCCCACCCCCAGGAAGCCCCCAUCAAUCUCUGGUAAAAUUAUCAGCAGGCAUUUAAAGCCCUUACAGCGGCAUCUGCAUAAUAAUCGCCGAGAGAUGCUUUCUACCUGGGAAGCUAGCCAAGGAGUAAGCCUUGGAGCAAAGUGUAUUAAAUUAGUUAUCUAGUCAGGGCUUCUGGACCAGCUUCCUGACAAUGUGUUGGGACCGAAGCUGGGGCUGUCAGAGCCCAUUGCUGCAUUUUGGCUUUGAAGGGGGAGAAAAUUAAAACUGGAGCCAGUAAGACAUCCCAUCUCACAACAGAGCAGCCCAUCAUUCCUCCGCCCCGGUUUUCCAGUUGUGGAGUUUUGUCUUUCACUCGCUCUUUUGCAUAUGCCCACCUUCAUCCUUGUUCAGGGGUCUCUGCAUCCCGGCUGCUUAAGAUGGUGUCUUCAUCCUUGAGAUGGUGAGAUGCACUUGUGGCGAAGCCCAGGACUGUCUGGCUGGUUUUGUGUGGCUCUAAGGUGAUUCCAGGUGGAGUAGGAAUCCCAGGGGCCUGCACAUCUGAACACACUCCCUCCCCAGUAAGUAGAGGUGAGAACAGUAUCAGACAAGCAUGCCAGUUGCUUUAUUGAGGUGGAGACAAGUGGGUUCUUCUACUCACUUGGAGGUGCUGCAGAUACUAGGGAAGGUGAGGCCAUCUCACGUGGACUGUGUCCCAUCAGCUUACUUUGCGGGGAGAAGGGACCUACUCAUUAUUCUUCAGUUAGAAGUAAGCUGACUUUUUUUUUUUCCUUUUGGCCUUAGUCUUGGGCUCUCUCAGUCACCUCCCCUAGCCUGGACAGAGGGUCUUUGUAGACUUUACGAUGUGGGCCUUGUGGGACGUGACCACCAACUCCUAAGCAAGCCAUACCCUUACCCUCUGUCAGUGUUUGCUCUCAGGCGCCCCCUCCUGUGGGUGGGGAGAUUAGCAUUCUCCUAUCUUUUCUAGUUUAAGGUAGAUCAACCCAUUUUGAGUUUCCGGACAUGGAGGGCACUUUCUGGAUUGAUGGAAUGCAUACAAUUUAUUUCUUCCCAGUUCAUUAAGGAUCUAAUGCCAUGCAUCUUUUCUUCAGCUAAGAGCUAGUGGACAGAGACCUGGUUCUUUGUGAUCCUGCAUCCUAGCCACGAUGGUCUUGCAUCUCCUAGGGCCAGGAGCUGCCCCUGAAUGCUGACAGGCUGGGUCGACAGACGUUCUCUGUGGGGUCUUCGGUCCCUUUCUUGGUCUAAGCACUAGCUCAUUGGUCUGCAUCCUCUGACCUCAGGCGCAAUGUUAUCAACGGGUCCCAAACAUGUCCUCAGGCAACAAGCACCCUGUGCCUUCCAGUCUGUCUCAUUUCUUGUGGCAUGACUCGUGGAGAGAGCGAAUUUAGUUAUUGGUUUCUGUUUGGGGAAGAUGUGCCAGUUACUUGAGGUGAGGAGGGCAAGAAUACAGGACCUUCUAGAAUAAACUCAAGGGGCAUGAACUAGCCCUGGCCCUGUUGUUUCUUCUCAGUAUUAGGAGCAGCUCUGUCCACAGAGUGCCAUGUCACUGCCACUGGGCUCUAGCUUCCCUAUUUCACCGAAAUUUCUGCUGCUGCUGUUUCUUGUCAGAGCUCUCCUCGGCCGCCAUCAAAGCCCCCAUUUAACGGUCUCUGUUCACGAGUGGCACUCCUGCCCACUCAGCUUCUAAUAGAGAGAUUUGGGUCUUCCAGGGGAACUGCACAUCCCCUUGUGGCCUACAAUUUGUGAGUGAUAGACUCACUCGUAGGGUUACGCUCUGAGCAAAGAGGUAGAAGUGUGCUGGCCUUCGCCUCAGCUUCUAAGUCCUUGGGUGGCUCGAGCCACCCUUCCUGGGACAUCUGCAGAAAGUAGUGGCCACAUGUCUGGGGAAACAGGCAGGUGUGCUCAGCCACAUGCUGCCAACCCAAAUGGCUUGUCCAGGUGUCCGUUAUUCUAGAGGAGCUGGGACACUGGUCUACCAGCUUGUCCAAUAUUCAGCCUCUCUUCCCUGCACUCAGCUUUUGCAUUUCCACUAUCAGCUCAAGGGAAUCGGGUGUCUUCAUCCAGGAGACCGCCCUUCUUAGCUUUUGCAGCUUACCGCCGCAAUGUGUGUCUUUCUCAAACGCUCGCUGACGUGUAUGCCGUCCGUUAGUCUGUCCGUGACCAGGUGUCAGGGAUCUGGCAUCUUCUGCUCUCAUAGAUGGAUAAAUAUAGUGCUGUUUAGAAAUCAGUUCGUGCUGCUCAGAGCUCCAUUCAGCCUCCUCAUUUUAGAGAUAAAUUAAAGGAGAUUCAAUUGUCAGGCACGCGGGCUGGAGCAAAUGCCAGUCUAAAUAUGGUUAACCAAGUCUUCUGCUAUAGUCCUGCCAGCCGAGCCAUCAUUUAUUAAAAGUGCCCAGAGCUUGUCCAAAGUCAUGAUGGGGAGAAGCCAGAUCAGCCCUAAAUUUCCAAAAUUCAUUGGGGAUACAAUUUUUUGAACCCUGGGGGUAAUGUCAGUGUUGUAAACUUAUGAUGGAACACCCCAGGGAAGACCGUGCUCCGGUGCUGACCUACUUCUCCCGGGCUCCUUGCCUGCUGCCUGUAACGGGCUGUGCCAUGUGGCCUCUGUGCCUGGAUGGCUGCUCUGGAGACUCCUUGCCUGACCCUGCAGCCCUCCUUCCCUUGCAGCUUGUGAGCAGAGAGUUCUGCCCGUGCACGCUACUCUCGUGGUUAGCGUUCACAAUUCCUCUUGCAUGUGAGUCCCUGUGCAGGUCACAUGUAUUCAAAGUACAAACACUGGGCUGCACAGUGACUGUGAGUGUUCUCAUUGUGUGGGGACGAGGUGGCACCCCUUUGUGACUCCAGUUGUUCAUCCACAGGGCAUUUUGUCCACUCAGAGCACUACCAACUUCCCAUGCUCACUCACCUGCUUCCCAGACCAGCUCUCAGAAGCUUCCGUGCUCCCUCAGAUCAGCCCUCUGAAGCUCACUUUGUAUUUUAACCUACCUCCCCAUAGAACCCUCCCCCCA